GGUAGAGCAGCGCACUCAGCUUUCAAUGGCUUCACAGGUGCAAAAGAAGAAGGGGUCCGAAGCAGUCGCUGUGCAGUCUGAAGUGCAAGGCAAAACCAAGCCUCAAGAAACAAUGUCUAUGCCGUCUGACCCUCAGAAUCAGAAAAAGGGUCCGGAGAUCCCAAAGUCACCGGUGGGGUUGCUGAGGAAGAGGGGUAAGGAAGCAAUUCCAAAGAUGCAACCAGCAAUGAUGAUGUUCUCCAGCAAAUACUGGGCACGUCGAGGAUUAUCUCUGGAUUCAGCUAUGCUUGAUCAGCAGCACCUAGGAAAUAAUAUGCUUCGUAGGACAUCUUUUAGUCGCAUAGAUGAGAAACCGGACAAAGAGGAUACAGGCUCGGCUUAUGACAGCAGUAAAACUGCAGUGAUCUUCUCUCUGAAGAACGAGGUGGGAUGUCUGGUGAAGGCUCUUCGGCUGUUUCAGGAGAAGCAUGUAAAUUUGGCCCACAUUGAAUCACGCAAAUCAAAGCGAGUCUCCACAGAGGUGGAGAUAUAUGCAGAGUGUAGCUGCACUAAAAAGGAAUUCAACGAGCUGGUGCAGCACCUUAAAGACCAUGUCAACAUUGUCUCAUAUAACACACCUCAAAACGUGUGGUCUGUAGAGACUGACUGUUUGGACUGUGUGUGUGUUUUGGGUGGCUUGCCAGAUGUAGAAGGAGUCCCUUGGUUUCCCCAGAAGAUCUCUGAAUUGGACCAGUGCUCACACAGAGUGCUCAUGUAUGGCUCAGAGCUGGACGCCGAUCAUCCGGGAUUUAAAGACAACAUCUAUAGGCAGAGGAGGAAGUACUUUGUAGAAGUCGCAAUGAACUACAAAUUUGGCCAACCCAUCCCACGCAUUGAGUACACACCAGAAGAGGUGAAGACUUGGGGAGUGGUGUUCCGGGAGCUCACUAAACUUUAUCCCACCCAUGCCUGCCGCGAGUACAUGAAAAACCUCCCAUUGCUCACAAAACAUUGUGGAUACCGUGAGGACAAUAUUCCCCAGCUGGAGGAUGUCUCUCUCUUCCUAAGAGAGAGGUCAGGGUUCACAGUGCGACCUGUAGCAGGUUAUCUGUCACCUAGAGACUUCCUGGCUGGUCUGGCAUAUCGAGUGUUCAACUGCACUCAGUAUGUACGCCACAGCACUGACCCACUCUACACACCAGAGCCGGACACUUGCCAUGAGCUUCUGGGUCAUGUCCCACUCUUAGCAGAUCCCAAGUUUGCUCAGUUCUCACAGGAAAUUGGCCUAGCCUCUCUUGGGGCUUCGGACGAAGACGUGCAGAAGUUGGCUACAUGCUAUUUCUUCACCAUUGAGUUUGGUCUUUGCAAACAAGAUGGCCAGUUGAGAGCCUAUGGAGCAGGACUGCUUUCUUCAAUUGGAGAGCUAAGGCAUGCAUUAUCAGACAAAGCUGUAGUGAAGCAGUUUGAUCCCAAAACCACAUGCUACCAGGAGUGCCUCAUCACAACUUUCCAAGAUGUUUACUUUGUCUCAGAGAGUUUUGAAGAGGCCAAAGAAAAGAUGAGGGACUUUGCCAAAACGAUCAAGAGGCCCUUCUCUGUCUACUAUAACCCAUACACCCAGAGUAUUGACCUGCUGAAGGACACCAGGAGCAUUGAGAAUGUGGUGCAGGACCUCCGCAGUGACCUCACCACAGUCUGUGAUGCACUGGGGAAAAUGAACAAGUACCUGGGCAUCUAGAAGCACACAAAUUAGUUUUAGCCACACUUUUUUCUGCUUUGAACAAAAAAACCAAACUGCAAUUACAUUACCUAGUGGCUAAAGGUGUUUAAUGUAUAACCUGAACCCAAAGUCAAACAGAGCUUGGUCUUCCUGUCUGGUGUCUUCAUGUAUUUGCCAGCUUUCAUAGUCAGUUAUUCAUAUGUGCAUGACUGCCAUUGCUGCAGAAGCUACAGGAUGCAUCCGUUUGUGGUUGCUGAUUGUAAUUUGCUAAUCAUAGUAUUCUGUAAUUCAAUUGCCCAAGUUCCUGACCAGGUCCAACUUCAUUAUGAGAGAGCAAACAGGAAGUUUGAGAUGGAUGAUUCCAGAUGCUAAGGCAGAAAUAUACCCCACUUUGUUCUAGUCAAUUAGCAGCACAGUCUGCUUCACAGACCCUCUGACAGUCUAAAGUCACAACACGAUGAAUGAUAUGGAAUGAAUGCUGGUACAUUAUCAUUGAAUCAUAUGGAACUGUUUUGUUGCUUUUGACUGAAGAAAACAAUUGGGCAAUGAAAAUAAAUCUAUCCAAUAUAUUACCAUAAAGAGUCUAGUAUUAAAUGUGUUACCCCUCUGUGUCUCCGUAUAAGCCUGAAAUGAGAGUUAAGAUAUGGUAAUCAUAAAUCAGUGUGUAUUUUAUUUGCAUCUUAGGUUGUAGCACUCAGGCUAAGACGAAUGUUAAUAGUAUUGUGCCUAAAAUAAUCGAAAUAUAUAUAUAUAUAUAUAUAUAUAUAUAUAUAUAAUCUGUAUAGAAUAUUCAUGAAUGAAAUUGCUAAAUGUUGGAGUGACUAUAGUCCCUAUGUCUGGAUAGUGUCUGGGUAGUGCUUAGUAGUACUGGUUAUAUUUGCAGCUGAUAAAGUAGAUGUAU
Molecule: messenger RNA, 2600 nt
Organism: Pangasianodon hypophthalmus (striped catfish)
Lineage: Eukaryota; Metazoa; Chordata; Actinopteri; Siluriformes; Pangasiidae
Gene: tph2
Product: tryptophan hydroxylase 2 (tryptophan 5-monooxygenase)
Exons: 11
Coding region: 26-1717 (563 amino acids)
Biological process (GO): serotonin biosynthetic process; aromatic amino acid metabolic process
Cellular component (GO): neuron projection
Molecular function (GO): tryptophan 5-monooxygenase activity; iron ion binding
Source: RefSeq, a predicted model, not a curated record